GAAUGACAGUAUGCAGGAGUGAGCAUCGCUUGUUGUACAGUGCUGUUCUGCUUUUCUAUGCUUCUCUUGGAGGCAGAUUUCUUCUAAAAGAAUCAAGUAUUUAUGCUGAAAACUGCAGUCUGGAAUGGAAUUCUGCAUAGUCUCUGACUAAAUGGUGAUUCAAGGACUAUAUCCUAAUAUCAGAAGGAGAAAUACUUGAAAUGAAUAGGUUCUUAAUUGCAAUAAUGCAAAAUCAUAAUAUCCAUGAGGAACAUAUCACCUAGGAAAAACUUGACACUUUGCUGUAAAUUCUACAUUGGGAUUUAUUUAUCCUUGGUAUGUGUUAUAUCACAGGCAACAAGUAAUGUUUCUAAAGCUCCUUUCCUUUCCCCAAGGGUUCUAAUUUUUUUUUCUAGGUGUCAGCAAGCCCUGACACACUACACUGCAACUGACAGAGCUUGGCAUGCUUGUGGCACUAUAAGGAAACAGACAGAAGGACCUUGGGACAGCCAUAACCGACACAAAGGAUGGGUUUCAGUGUAAUUAGACAACUAUGCAGAACAGCUGUAUUUUUGGUAAUAGCUCCUACUGUGUUACUGACAAUGCUUUCUGCUGCUGAACGUGGCUGUCCAAAAGGCUGCAGGUGCGAAGGAAAAAUGGUAUACUGUGAAUCCCAAAAACUGCAGGAUAUCCCUCCAAGUAUUUCUUCUGGUUGUCUAGGUUUGUCACUUCGAUAUAACAGUCUCCAAAAGCUAAAACAUAACCAGUUUAAAGGACUUAACCAGCUUACCUGGCUGUACCUUGACCAUAAUCAUAUCGGCAGUAUUGAUGAGAAUGGAUUCAAUGGCAUACGUAGACUAAAGGAGCUCAUUCUUAGCUCUAAUAAAAUUGCUCACUUGCUAAACAAUACAUUUAGACCUGUGACAAAUCUACGAAACUUGGAUUUAUCAUACAAUCAAUUACGUUUUUUGGGCUCAGAACAAUUUAGAGGUUUGCGGAAGCUCCAGAGUCUGCACUUACGUUCCAACUCCCUAAGAACAGUACCUGUCAGAAUAUUUCAAGACUGCCGAAACCUUGAAUUUCUGGACAUGGGCUACAACCGUAUCAGAAGCUUAGCAAGAAAUGUUUUUGCAGGCCUGAUUCGGUUGAAGGAACUUCAUCUAGAGCACAAUCAAUUCUCAAAGCUAAAUCUUGCCCUUUUCCCUAGGUUAGUAAGCUUACAGUUCCUUUACUUGCAGUGGAAUAAAAUCAGUGUAAUAGGACAAACAAUGUCUUGGACAUGGAGCUCUUUACUAAAGCUUGAUCUUUCUGGAAAUGAAAUAGAAGCCUUCAGUGGACCAAGUGUCUUUCAGUGUGUGCCUAAUUUACAAACACUUAACUUGGAUUCAAACAAGCUUACAUUCAUUGGGCAAGAAAUUCUGGAUUCCUGGAUAUCUCUUACUGCCAUCAGCCUCGCUGGAAACAUUUGGGAAUGUAGUCGAAAUAUCUGUUCUCUUGUUAACUGGUUGAAAAGUUUUAGAGGCUGGAGGGAAAAUACAGUGAUUUGUGCAAGCCCAAAAGACCUGCAAGGAGUAAAUAUAAUUGAAGCAGUAAAAAAUUUCAGCAUCUGUGGGAGAAGUACAACAGAACGAUUUGACUCAACAAGUGUUGUGAUAAAACCGACAUCUAAAUCUAAACCUUUGCUGCCCAAACCUGAGCAGCCUACCACUGGAAGCCCUGAUUCUAACUCUGAGGGUGACAGUGAAGCUGAGCACAUCUCCUUUCAUAAAGUCAUAGCAGGAAGUGUUGCACUUUUCCUGUCUGUACUCGUGAUUCUUCUUGUAAUAUAUGUGUCAUGGAAGAGGUACCCUGCAAGUAUGAAACAGCUGCAACAGCGCUCCCUCACAAGACGACGCCGGAAAAAGAAAAGGCAGUCUUUAAAGCAAAUGACUCCUUCUACACAGGAAUUUUAUGUAGAUUACAAACCUACAAACACAGAAACAAGUGAACUGCUGCUGAAUGGAACAGUACCCAGCACGUACAACAAAUCAGGCUCCAGGGAAUGUGAGAUUCCACUGCCCAUGAAUGUUUCAUCGUUUCUUGCCUAUGAUCAGCCAUCCAUCAGUUACUGUGGAGUACAUCAAGACCUCCUUUCUCACAAACAGUAUGACACACCUCCCCAGAAAGAAAAAAUGGAAACACACUUAGAGACAGACAUUGACUUGAGCACAAUAGCUACCAUAGCACAUUCAUGUGAAAGUGGACAAUAGCUGCCAGAUGGACACUACGUUCUUGGGGCAGGAAUUUUUCAUGCAAAAAAGCAAGCCAGACUGUACACCUAUUUUUGACAGCCCAGUGACUGGUGGUCAAUCAAAACAAAAAAACAGUAAGCUGUCAAACCUUGAAAAAAACAAUACGCAAUGUUACGUUGGAACUGGUGUCUUUCAGAGAUAUUGUUUAUGACACAGAAAAGCUGACAUAUGCUGCGUUUUCCAGAGGGGGAAAACAGACACAAAAUAAAAAAGACAAAAAUUUAAUAAUACAACAGACCUUAAUUCAGACUUACUGGUGGUAAUUGCUAUCCUACCUGUAAUGUAUAAAUCUGUUCAAAAAUGACUGUAUUUUUCAUAACAAAGGUUUGAGAUACAAAAAAAAUGUUUGCAUAACUUAUAUUUUUUUUCAAGAGGUUUUGUUUUUAAUAUGUAAUUCUUAUUGCUGAGGGGAUUCAGUUGUAAGACAUGUUCACAAUACAUCUGUUUUAUACAUUUAUUGUUUUGUGCUGAAGGAAUUUGUUUCUCAUAUUUGUUUUUAAUGAACAUUCAGAAGAUUUUUAUCAUUGCAUAGUCCUAUUUUGUAUGGUCCAAAAAGAUUGCAUUAACAGUCUAAUGGUGUAUCAUUUCCAAAGUAUAAAAAAAUGUAAAGCCAUUUCUACAAACUAAGAGAAUUUAUUCUUAAUUAUGUUUCUGCAAAAUAAUUGUUAUGCUACAUACAUUUUACCUGAUCAGGCAAUGAAAUGAAGUAGCUAUAAAUGUCAUGAACAAGAUGUUAUUUUCACAUUGAAUUCACAUCUGCAGGGGAAUAUUACUGAUUAGUGGAUUUAGAUAAGACAUACUAAAGAGUUGUGAAAUUAUCCAAUGCAGUAUAUUAUAAGGGAAUAUGAAAAAAUAUACUAUCCAUGUCACUUAGGUAAAAUUUAUAGCAACUAAUAUUACUUUAUCUUCACUGUGUGCUCACUAUGGAAAUUUUACCGGCCAAUGUCUUAGGGGAGGUUCAGAGCGUAUUAUAAAAUUUUACAUCUAGCAGUCAACAUCAUACUCCAUAGAAGGAUAUGGAAUUCCUUCAAAUAUAUUUUUAAGUUACCACAUACACAGGCACGUAUUCAUAAAUACACAAAAUGUGUAUGUGUUACAUGUAUAAAUUGCAUGUGUGUGUGUAUGAAUGAUACACACACACACACAUUCUCACUUACACACAUUUAGAUAAACAAUAAUACUUUCCUUAAGAAGCACAAUGUGAAAGUUUAAUGGAGGUUGCUGAACAGAAUUAACUGGAUAAAUAGCUAACAGCCCUGUAUUUAAACUGAUCAUAGAGGUAAGAACACUACCUAUUCCCGUAUUACAGUGCUGGAUAAUUUUAUAUGUAACCAUACAAAUAUUUCCAGACACAGCAUGUGUACCUCUCAGUUAUGAUAUAAAAAACAUAAUCAUCUGACUACUAUAACUUCAUUAUAAGAUGGCAGAUUUCAUAAAGAUUUCAUUGCAUUGUGGGUUUUUUUGUAAGGAAAUACACAUUAACAAAAGUGACCUUUCAUACUGCUUCAGAAUCUUUCAAUGUUUCUGUAUAUGGAAUCCCAUGCCUAAAGGAAUUUUUACUUGUGCUAGUUUCAUUUGUCACAGUUUCACUUUGAAUGAGCUCCGUACUUUUCACUAUCUUCAGUGAAGCAUCAGUACAUCAUUUCCACUCAUUCAAACACUGAAUGUAAAAAGCAUAUUAUCUGAUUAUGCAAAAGUUUUAUGCAACAGUACAGUACAGUACCUCACACAUGGUCAUGUUUUGUUUCCCAUCAAAAAGUAUUAUUUUGUUCUACGUUUGUCUGGCAAGUUACAAAGUGCUAUUGAACGCUCUUAUUUCAGAGAUUACAUUUACUUUGUGAAUAUGGUUUGAUAAUACACAAAAUAUGCAUUGGCUAA
Molecule: messenger RNA, 4148 nt
Organism: Protopterus annectens (West African lungfish)
Lineage: Eukaryota; Metazoa; Chordata; Ceratodontiformes; Protopteridae
Gene: LRRTM3
Product: leucine rich repeat transmembrane neuronal 3
Exons: 3
Coding region: 507-2228 (573 amino acids)
Cellular component (GO): plasma membrane
Molecular function (GO): protein binding
Source: RefSeq, a predicted model, not a curated record